This is a messenger RNA of Apiotrichum porosum, 1590 nucleotides long. RefSeq lists its product as uncharacterized. Gene Ontology annotation, molecular function: nucleic acid binding; protein binding. The record is from RefSeq and is a predicted model, not a curated record. Lineage: Eukaryota; Fungi; Basidiomycota; Tremellomycetes; Trichosporonales; Trichosporonaceae. The transcript has a single exon. Bases 1 to 1590 code for a protein of 529 amino acids.
AUGCCCACGGGCGACAAACCACGGCCGGCCGAGGCAUCGCGCGACACAUGGGUGUGGUCGCCGACCCUCAGCGUCUACUAUCACGCCAACAGCGACACGUACGCGCUUCCGGGCGCCGACGGCGCGUGGACGUACCUCACCCCGGCCGAACUUGCCGCUCGCAGCGGCGGGGCAAGUAGUUCGACGAGUGGUAUCAACAAUGGCCCAGUGGGUGAAGAUGGAAGGGGACCAACUACUGCCACAAGAGGCUCCGAGGAGAAGGAGGAUGGGGAGCUCGAGGACGAUGUGGGAUGGGGAGGGCUCAUGGAGCCCGAGCAGCUCGAGCGGGUCAUGAACGCCAAGGACAAAGACAAGAAGGCUCAACAGCAAGCGUACCAUGGUGGCGACGACCGCCAUUUGGCAUAUGGAGGCAAGAGAGACGACACCACACGCCAGAGCGAGGCCGACCGCUACGGCGACCGAGACAGGGACAAGCACCCAGCGUACGCCGCCGGGGACAGCGUCUCGAGAGCCUGGACGGCACCGGCUUCCGCAACCUCGACCCCGACACCGUACGACGACGAGUCCUGCCCUCCUCCAGACGCCUCGGCCCACCUUGUCCGUCUCGUCGUCAAGCGCUCCAAGGACCUCGAGCCCGGCGGCGUGGCCGUGUUCGACGCGCGUCAAGGCGGGAUCCAGAUCGGCCGCGACCGGUGUGAACGCGGCGCACCGGCCCGCCUCCGUGUCCGCGAGAUGGAGGUCAGCAAGACGCACGCGCUCGUCUACUGGGGCCACGGUGGAGAUGAGGACGGCGAGGACGAAGGGUGGUUUAUCGUUGACCUGGGCUCGACGCUGGGCACGUACGUUGCGCACCGUGGGCAGCCGGACGCGACCCGCCUGAGCGAGGCCAAAUGUGCGUCCAAGCCGUACCCGCUCAGCCACCUCUCGCGCGUGACUGUCGGCACCACGACGGUGGUUGUGCACGUCCACGCUGACUGGCCAUGCGGCGAGUGUCAGCUCAGCGGCAAUGUCCAGAUCUCGCUCGACGACGGGACGGCGGCGGGCAAGCCCACGACGACGGAGCCUGAGAGCGAACCCGUGCAGGCUGGACGGCUGGGACUCGACGCAGGCCGUACGCGCGGCGACCGCCAGUUCAAGCGCAAGCUCGAGAUGGCUGCGCUCCGCGACACCUUGUUGGGCGAGGACACUGGCCGGCCAUCCGCAAGGGGCCCCAAUGCAUACAUGGAUCGCUCGGCCCAACGGCGUAAACUGCACCCCGCGUCGCCUCCCCGCCAGCGCGACAAUGGCUACGGUGCGCGCGCGGCUGAUCGGCACAACACCUCGACGUCGGCGUCGUCCUCGCCGGCCCCGCCCGCCGGCCCGUCCUCCGUCUCGCGCGCCCUGCUCGCUAAGCAAGGGUGGACGCCCGGACAGGGUCUGGGGCGGGAUGGCGGGGGCCGCGCCGAGGCCAUUGUGCCCGUCGUCCGCUUCGAGCGCGCCGGCCUCGGUGCCCGUGGCCAGGUCGCCGACGUGCCCGCCAACAGCGAGGGGGAGGGGGACUGGCGCUCACGCGGCAGGCAGAGGAGGUGGGACGAGGUCGGGCGGAGCUAG